Daldinia loculata is the source of this 1694-nucleotide messenger RNA. RefSeq names its product NAD(P)-binding protein. Gene Ontology annotation, molecular function: oxidoreductase activity, acting on the CH-CH group of donors, NAD or NADP as acceptor. The transcript is spliced from 2 exons. Lineage: Eukaryota; Fungi; Ascomycota; Sordariomycetes; Xylariales; Hypoxylaceae. Bases 315 to 1361 code for a protein of 348 amino acids. The record is from RefSeq and is a predicted model, not a curated record.
CAUAGAUACCCGUCGAAAAAAUAUGAAACCCGUUUACAUCUAUGAUGAUAUAAAUCUAAGUCAAUAGCAUCGGAGGUAGACCCGUUUAGUAGUUAGCUGCAAACGUAUCAAGACGUCAUCUACCUUUAACAUUUUCGACUUACAUCGUACACAUAAACUUGCUUCACAUCCAGAAAAUAAACAGUAUAUAUUUAAAGGAGUAGAAAUAUACUUUGACUCUUACCUGACCUUGAUUAACCUAUCCUCGCCAGACGUCAGCCCAUAUUCUACUACAGUUAAAAUCUGAGGGGUAGUCGACUUCGCGUGAUUCAACAAUGGCGCCAAAUAAGUCUCUUAUUUUCAAAAAGGUCCCUACUGGGUUUCCUGUUCCAGGAGAGCAUCUUGCCGUUGAGGAGCGGCCCAUUGACCUCGAUGCGGCUCCUCCAAAAGGCGGCCUGAUCGUUGAGAUACUCUAUGCUUCCUUCGACCCCUAUCUCCGCGGCAGGAUGCGUGAUGCUAGUGUCAAGUCUUACUCGCCGCCUUUCGAUCUUAACGGCCCAUUCUCAAAUGGCACCAUUGCCCGAGUCCUAAAGUCGGACACGUCGGAUUUCCGCCAAGGAGAUAUUGUGUCCGCAUUUCUUCCUAUUGCCGAGUACGCCACAGUUCCUGAUGUUUCCGCUGCCAAGGUGCGCAAGAUCGACAACCCGCAUAAUCUCGAUCUUGGCAUGUUUCUAGGCCCCUUAGGCAUGCCUGGCUUAACGGCCUAUUCGAGUCUUCAUAAGAUUGGAAAACCAAAGAAGGGAGAAACAAUAUUCGUUAGUUCGGCUGCUGGCGCUGUUGGGCAGGUCGUGGGUCUAGUCGCGAAGAAUGAAGGACUUAAAGUCAUUGGCUCGGUUGGCUCUGAUGAGAAGCUAGAUUAUAUCAUAAAUGAGCUCGGAUUCGACGGUGGUUUUAAUUACAAGAAGGAGAGCGCAUUCGAUGCGCUGAAGCGCCUCGCACCCAACGGAAUUGAUAUCUACUACGAGAACGUUGGGGGAGAGCAGCUCGAGGCUGCUUUGGAGAAUAUGAAUACCCUCGGACGAAUUCCAGUUUGCGGAAUGAUUUCGGAGUACAACGUGCCACCUGACCAAAGAUAUGGUGUCAAGAAUCUCUUCCAGCUCAUUGCAAAGCUCAUAACGAUGCAAGGUUUCCUUGUUGCACAACCCGAAUUCGGGCCUGCAUACUUCGAAGAGCACCAGCAACAAGUUCAAAAAUGGAUCGCAGAAGGAUCUUUCAAGGCCAAGCUUCACGUCACCGAGGGUAUCGACAAGGCGGCUGAAGGGUUCGUGGGAAUGCUUAAAGGCGAUAAUUUUGGCAAGGCCGUCCUGAAAAUCAAGGAUUAGCAAGCAUAUAGCUAUCUUGGCAUCUGUACUUAGAAGUCUAGCUUGUAGGCUCGAGACGUAUCUUACAUAGGUAUGUAGGCACUUAUAUGGCUUCUAAUCGACCAUGAAUCGAGAUCGCGUACUCACUGUAAGGUGAAGAUAUUAAGGCUCGGCUGCGAACUAGUAAAUAUUAAAUGAAUGAAAUGCCUGGCCGCUUUUGGUCUGGUGUGUAUAGAUUGGGAUAGGAGCAGCUAUACCUAGCGAAGCAUAUUGCAGAAUAAUACUGAGAGCAUCUACGCUCUCGCGGUCGUAUGAACUCAUAAAUUAGUCUUACCAGGGGCUUCAACAGUCGAC